This is a messenger RNA of Leopardus geoffroyi (Geoffroy's cat), 6154 nucleotides long. RefSeq names its product putative tetratricopeptide repeat protein 41. Gene Ontology annotation, molecular function: protein binding. Gene Ontology annotation, cellular component: Cul4-RING E3 ubiquitin ligase complex. The record is from RefSeq and is a predicted model, not a curated record. Lineage: Eukaryota; Metazoa; Chordata; Mammalia; Carnivora; Felidae.
CACAGGGGUGGGGGAGGUACACUGUAUUGAAUGCUGGGAAUCGUAGUCUUUGGACUUCGGGCCAGCUGCGUAGCUUGGCUCUUCCGCAUUUCCCAACGUGUUUUUGCGGGAAUUCGGUGCUGCGUGGUUUAGAGUUUACGUCUCGUUCUGUUUGUAGUCAAUGUCUGUACUUAUUCCAGGACUCUAAACUGUAUCACAGCCUAUAGAAACAGGCCCGGAGAGCCCCGACACCCUGGCCAAAGCCGCCCAGUGUUCGGGGGUCGGCCUUUCCGAGUCGGGGUUCCACUUCUGGUCGGUAAAUACGAAUCUGGCUCCUCCGGCAUCAUUUGAGCCGCCGGAGCCUUCACUGCAUCUCUGCGUUCCGUGGCCGGAGCCUGUGGCCUCCCUGGUUCGGUUUGUAGAAGAGGAGAGUGGGGCUUCUUUUUUUCCUUUGAGGAAAAUUUAGAACAACUUCGAUGCCCUCAACUCACUCCUAAAGCUCAAAGGCGGUGACCAGCGGCCCUAGAAUCCCUACCAUAAGCCAGGUGGAGCGCGUGUUCGUAAAAUUCCGUCUAGCACAGAAAGAAAAAAAAGUACUCGUUUACUCGGUUUAGGAGGAUACACCUGCAGAUAUUUGAAAGCAAAACCUGUGGGGCUGCAAAUGAGAGGGUGUGCAGCCUGGUCACUUCAUAGAAAUACCCAGUCAGCGUUUAGAAAGACACAGCACCAGGUGGCUUUCCGGCGAGGGAAGUCCCUCACCCUAAGCUUGCGCCUUUGGAAAUAUUUUCUGUGUCUCUUUAACCUAGUCUUUCCAUACGCCCCCGAAGCCGACCUCGUUUCCAAUAAAAACCAGUCCCUUCUCGCUUCCUCCAGAAAAAAUGGAACUUUGAAUUUGUUUUUAGAUAAUUAUCCGAAUUCCUAAAGACAAGCUUUUCAGUUGAAAGUCUAUCAUAAUCUUUUGUAACUUCCCCUGUUUAGGUUGGCCAAUCUUAACUCUUGUGGUUGGUGUUUACACAUUGUGGUGGUGAAUUAUUUACAUCUGCCCAGAUUGUCAACGUUUGUUAUUAGUAAGCAAAGGGUACCUUGCAAAGUUUUUUUUAAAUGCUUCUGUGAUUGUAUUUUUUUUUUUUUUUGAGUAUGCUAGGGUGGAAAUUACAUUCAGAAGUCUCAAAUAAUUGCAUUUUUGUAUAUUUUAGCUCCUGUUUAUUAUUACUAUUAUCAUUAUUAUUAUUUUUGCUUUUAGAAAAGGGGGGUUCUUUCACUUUUCUGCAUUUCACAGCUCAACUUCUUCACCUUUUUCUCUAGUUCUGGACAAGUAAGCAACCAGUUCUGAAACUGCGAAUUCCAUCUGAACUGGUCAGUGGUGGCUAGUUCAGUGUUGCACCUGGAGGGAACUGAGAAUGAUACAUGACUUCCCAAAUAGAUCCAUUGCUUGUGGGUAGAGGCUUCAUCAGAUGAUGGUGGGGAUCUAUGAGGCAGGCAAGACCUGAGACAUGGUCUGGCAGAAGAUGGCUGGCUAUUGUCUGGCUCAGCUCUGCCCCUUUAAGAUGGGAUCCCUGGCUAUGCACCUUGUACAAGGAAAGGGCAGCUUGUUCAGAAUCCAGCCUAGCCGUUUCUCCCCUGGGGUCUCCACCUCUUCUGAUUUUUGACCCAUUGUUGAUUCUCACUUCCCUUCUUGGUCUAGUUCCUCCAGAACUUAUACCCCAGGCUGUUAUUAAACUCCCUAGCUUUGGAUCGGAUUCUUUUGCUUUCUAGUUUUAGUUUUUCCCUUUGACACCGUAUGUCCAUGGACACUACGGGAAAAAGCUGCCUUUGUUGUUGUUGCUGUUGGUAAGCUUCUUGGAAGAGAAAACCAUAUAGGCAAAGGGGUGCCAUCAGGGGCAUUGGACAGCUCACCUGGUGACAGGUGUAGUCCAACAGUGAGGAGUCAGGGAGAAUGCAGACCAGGGAGAUGACGGCAGGAAAGCAGUUGCAAUCAGGGAGCGUUAAGGAAUGAGGAAUGCAGGUUCCUGUGGCGUAGGAAUCAGCAAGUACUUGGAGGGGAAAAGCAAGAGAGAAUGUGGGGCCCACUUCUCAACACUUUCUUUCUUUCUGGAGUCUUGUCUCCUCAAAUCCUGGUUGCCUGGGUAGCCAUCUGAUGCCUUUAAUCCUAACUUAAACUGGAUUUUCAACUCUGAUCUGUCCAUUGGUUGGCACCUCUCAUCGUCGCAUGUCAGUAAGAAAGAAACCCUUUGGGGGAAAGUUUUCAGAGUGUUUGUAGCAAACACAAUUAGGAGGAAUUCUUAGAAGCAGCGGAGGUCGGCAACUGUGCCAGGAUAAUUGUUACAUUUUAAACACAAUGUCAUCCCCUGAGCAAAGUGAAAUGAGCCAGAAGGCACAUGUAGACAGGUAUGCCCAAUUUGUUUUAAAGCCCCAGAAACCCAUUCAGCCUUACAUCUGCUCAACUCUGAGUGAUUUUCAAGAAGAGAGAGACUUUCUGGCCGACUACAUCUUUCCUCAGCUUAACGAACUCUGCAAUUCCCAGGGCACGUAUUUCAAAGCCGUGGACCUGAGGUGGUCAGCGUUGAAGGCCCCGCCACCCUCACCAUCCAACCUGUUCAGACAGCAUUCUUGUCUCCACUCUCAGUAUCUGAAGCUCUGUCUCGACUAUGUGAACAGCUGUUUUCCUUUCUUCAUCUGCAUGCUGGGUCAGAUGUACGGGGACUUCCUCCCUGACCAUGUGCCUCUAAUGCUCUCCAGAGUGACUGACUUGUUCAGUUUAUCCACGGUAGAACAGAACCUCUACGUUGCUGCAAAAAUUGGUUAUCCUUGGGUCCUGGAGAAUCCCAACUACAGUUUGACGGAGUUUGAGGUCAUCCAAGCAGCAUUUCUGAAUGAGUCUCCAUUUCAGUAUUUUUACUUUAGGACUGGAACCAUGCUGCUGAAGACUUUAGAUGAGGAAAAGGAGGGGCUGUCCUCGGGCUCUCUGCUGACUGAUGAGGAAAAAUUAAGGAUUGGAAAGCUUAAGGCCAAGAUUAUUAGCAAAGGGCUCUGUGUCCGAUUUCAUAAAGAUCUCCACGAGUUGGGGGACCUGGUUUUCAAGGACUGGUCAGUUGUGAUAGAACAACUUUACCCAGCCACUUUAAUGAUCGGAAAUAUAGACUACAAACACAACUGUGAACGUUUCUAUCAUGAAGAGUUCGUGGAGAAGUGCAAAGGUGUUAUUUCCAAGGAAUCAAACAGAACCUUUGAAAUCUUGGAAAGAUUUGCCUUACAGGAUGUGGGAUCAGAUCGUAACAGUGCUGCAGCAGGCUCUGGGUUAGAUGCUGUCCUCAGAAUAAAUCCUCUUCCAAUUGACAAGUCUAUUUUGCUCUUGUCUGGAGAACGUGGUUGUGGGAAGUCCACUCUGAUCGCCAACUGGGUGAAUUAUUUCAAAAAGAAAUGUCCGAGCAUGUUGGUGACCCCUCAUUUUGUGGGCACCACCUGUGAAAGCAGUGACAUCAUGUCCGUGAUGCGUUGCUUCAUCACAGAAUUGCAGUUCAAAAACUAUGGUACUCAGCUUGAAACUGAUGUUCUUAACGAAGGCUCAAAUGUCUUGGUCUUUUCACUUCUUGUGGAAGUUUUCAUUGCUUCCAUCAAUUUAAAGCCAUGUAUACUUGUCCUAGAUGGAAUUGAAGAGUGGAUUGGCAUUUAUGGGAUUUUAGGACAGAAGGCAAAAGAUUUUUCUUGGCUGCCUUGCUCGCUGCCUCCUCAUUGCAAAUUCAUCAUGAGCACUGUCUCCUCCAGCCUGUCCUACAAGUUGCUAUGUGCUCGCCCAGAUGUGAGGACAGUGGACUUCAUUAGCAUAGGAGACAAAGAAGUGAAACUAAACAUCUUUAGACAGCAUCUCUCCAUUCCCAACAAAGACCCCCUCCAACAGAGCCAAUCCACUUUGAGGAAAAAACCAAACCUGAAUCCUUUAAAACUCACGAUCCUAGCGAAUGAACUCAGAGAAUGUAGAAUCUACCGAGAUGAGUAUCAGUGUCUGAAGGAGUACUUGGAGGUGGUGUCUGUUCAGGAGCUCUGGGAAUUGAUUCUGAAACGCUGGAUUGAGGACCAUAGCUGGACUUUUACACCAAAAAAGGCAAAUUCAGACGCGGUGGCUUUAGGAGAAGCACCGGAUGUCUGGGUGGCUGACACUCUGUGCUUUUUGAGCAUCUCACAUUGUGGAUUGGCCGAGGAUGAGAUAUUCCAGCUUUUGGACAUGCUGGGCUACAGGGAUCACUACAAAGUGACCAUGUUGCACUGGGCUGCCUUCUGCAAUGCCAGCAGACACUGGGUCCAGGAGAAGCCCAAUUGCCUCCUGUACUUCAGGCACCAGUCCCUGCGGAGUGCUGUGGAGCACAAGCUUCUUGGUGUGGUCACUCCUGUCAGAGAAAGCCGUCCAUAUACCUUUCAGAACCCAACAAAUCACAAGAAGACACAUUUCCACCAGAUCUUAGUUCGAUACUUCCAACGGCAAACCACUUUCUGGAGGGUAUUUGAGGAGCUGCCGUGGCAUUUGAAAAUGAGUAGCUCCUGGGGGGGUUUGUGCAGCUUUCUGUCAAGUCCUAGUAUCACAGAUUCUGUAUCGAAGAUCCAAAACCUGAGCUUCUGGACAUGGCUGCACCUCAUCCACUACUGGAAUGUGUUAGCAGAAGUCGGAUAUGAUGCUGCUGGGGCCUAUUUACUCACAGUGGCCAAGGUUAAAGCUGAGAAGUGCCAUAAAAUGAGGAAGAGACAUACACCGUCAGUGCUGGAAUGCAGGCUUUUUGAGGUUACCACCAUGGACAAAUGCCGAUUAAUGUUCUUUAUUGCGAAAUUUCUGAAGCUUAUGGGCAAGAUCAAUGAAGCAGAAGGAUUAUUCUUGACUGUCGAGAACAUGUUAGUGCAGACCACUUUUGCUGCGGUGUGGAGAAUGGACUACAUGGCGGGCAGAGUGCUGAACAACCUGGUAAAGUCAGCAAGUGAAAAGUACUUAAAAGAAAAUCAUAUUUUGGAAUGUGCUACUGAAACUUCCAGCUUUUUGGACAAUAACCCCUGUGACCAGGCUACCAUGAAAUACACCGAAGGUGUUCUGAUAUUUGCUGCUGGAGACACGUCUCUUGCAAAAAUGAGACUUCAAGAAUGCUUAAAUAUCAGAAGUUUGUUUGGUGAGAAAAAUAUCCUAGUUGGAGAAAUUAUGGAAUUUUUAGCAGAUUUACUAUCUUUUCUACUGGAAGAGAGUGAAAGAUGCCAAAGGAAGCAAGCAAUUGAAUAUUAUAAACAAGUGAUACGAAUAAAGGAAAAUGCAGGGACUUUCACCAAUUCCUCACUCGUCAGGAAGCAGCUGAGCAUUAGCCUAAGUGACACCUUGUGUAAAUUAGCAGGUCAGUUAUUCAUAAAUGACUCCGGUCAUCACGUCAUGACUGAAGCAGUGGGCUAUCUGUACAGAUCACUUGACUUAAGGGCGACCUACCUGGGAUCUUCUCAUUCAUCAAUCCAUGGAAUCCUGCAACUUCUGAGGGGAAUUGAGCGGAUCAGGAGUAGAAGAUGUUGGCCUCAAGGCAUGAGUCAGCAAUAUUUCGAGGGUUCUAGGAAUGGCACCUCAUUAUGGGAGUACUUGCUUAAAUUAGACUACCACAGUGCUCAGAGUUCUAAUACAGUGAGCUCUGCGAUAUGCAUGAAUGCACAUAACCUACAGAGAGUUAAAAGCAUGGACUUGGCACCUAUAAUUUCAGAGAAAUCAAAAUGUGCUUCUGGAAAAGGGAAAAAAGUCUCGAGACCCAUCGUUUCCAUUUCUGUUGAGGAGAAGACCCGACAGAAGACACAGGAUAAUGUGGAGCCAUGGAAUGGCCCAGGAAAAGGAGGUUCAAUGAAAAAGAAAGAUUAUUCCUCUAAGGUUUUAUCUUUGAGUAAAAUGGAUGGUGUAGUAAAGCUUUCACGGCAAAAGGUUUUCUCAGCUAAAGGUGAGGGUGGAAAAGGCCAAAUCACCACAAUUUACCGGCAUCCCUUGGCAGGAGGGUCUCUUAGCACAAAUAAUCCCUGGGAAUCCAUAUCUGAGCUCAUAUCAGAAAAGUGGCUUUUUCAUAGCCCAGAAUACAGUUCGGUUCCCCAGAAGAGUUUUUUGCAGAGAAGAUUUCAGUUUGAAACCAAAUUGUUGAAGACCUCAAAUGAUACUAAUAAAGUAUAAAAAUGA